AUGGCUCUCUUUGGCCACAGAGCUCGCUCUCCAGCGAGGCCCGCCGCGGCGGCUGACAACACGACGGCGCCGACGACAAAGAGAAGAUGGGGGCUUGGUGGCAACCGCGGCAGGACAGCCCAGCCUGCUGCGUAUAGCAUGGCCACGCGUCCGAGGUUUGGACAGUGGUUGAAGGUCACUUGGCUGGACAUCCUGACCAUGGUGGCCAUGGGUGCAAUCGGCCUCGGUGUCUACGAAGCAAAGCCCGCUCCUACGCGGUCCUUCCCCGUCACCUUCUCCGACGGCGAAAUCGUCUUCCCCCAGUUCGGCUAUCCCCUGCGCCAUGAAAUCAUCCCCAUCUGGCUCGCGGCCUUCCUCGCCGCCGUGAUCCCCAUCGUUGUCAUCCUGUUGAUGCAGAUCCGUAUCCGCUCCUUCUGGGACGUCAACAACGGCAUCAUCGGCCUGUUGUACGCGCUCAUCUGCGCCGCCGUCUUCCAGGUGUUCCUCAAGUGGUUGAUUGGCGGUCUCCGGCCGCACUUUUUGGACGUGUGCAAGCCCGACCUGAGCCGCGUCACGACGUCUGCCCUGGACAGGGCCGGCUACCAGCAGAUUUACUUUACGCGCGACAUUUGCACGGGCGACCCCGACCAGAUCGAUGACAGCCUCGAGUCCUUCCCCAGCGGCCAUACGACGGCCGCCUUCGCUGGCUUCGUCUACCUCUCGCUGUACCUCAACGCCAAGCUCAAGGUGUUUGCCAACUACCACCCGGCCAUGUGGAAGCUCAUUGCUGUCUACGCACCCAUCCUCGGCGCGACGCUCAUUGGCGGUGCACUGACGAUUGACGAGUUCCACAACUGGUACGAUGUCUUUGCGGGCGCCGUCAUUGGCACCAUCAUGGCCUUUUCUGCGUACAGGAUGCUCUAUGCCUCCAUCUGGGACUGGCGCUUCAACCACAUUCCCCUCAACAGGGGUGUCGCGUUCCCGUAUACCGUUGGCAACGGAGAUUUGUUCGAUGCCACCUUUACGAGGAGGUAUGGUAAUGGAUAUGGCAACGGCUAUGGUAAUGGAUAUCACCACAAUGCGGCCGAACCGGCAGUGCCCAUGAGGGCUGCUGGGGCGCAGCACUAUCCUGAGCAGAUGGUGUAA
Molecule: messenger RNA, 1125 nt
Organism: Trichoderma citrinoviride
Lineage: Eukaryota; Fungi; Ascomycota; Sordariomycetes; Hypocreales; Hypocreaceae
Product: PAP2-domain-containing protein
Exons: 3
Coding region: 1-1125 (374 amino acids)
Biological process (GO): phospholipid metabolic process
Molecular function (GO): phosphatidate phosphatase activity
Source: RefSeq, a predicted model, not a curated record